UAUUUGUCAUCAAUUGUUGUGCAUUAGGCGUGGACUUGUUUGCUAAUAAAUUUGUUUGUACAAUUAGUAUUUUUGGUGAUUAAAACACGUCGAACGCAAUUGCUUCAGAAUGAAUUUAUUGAAAAGCAUCGUUUGUGCAAUAUUAUUUGCAUCUUUAAUAUCAUCGUGUACUGCGCUGGAAUGUUACGUGUGCUCGAAUCAAACGGAAAACACUGAAAAGUGCUUGAAUACCAUUAAAACGUGUGAACAAGGUGAAGAUGUCUGCCUCACAGAGAUUCGAUGGGGCUCUCAACCGUACUUUACUCAAGGUGCCCUGAAGCAGUACUACGUUUCGAAAAGGUGUUCAACGAAAAAACUGUGCACAACAAUCCGUCGAAAGUAUAUGCCUUAUUGCACACACAUUUGGUAUGAAGAUUGGACUUGCUCGGAAUGUUGUCAGGGCGACAGGUGUAACUACUAUGUCAUUAGUGGUUCUGAGCGACUAUCCUACUUCCUAUGGUACAUCACAGCGGCAUUUACACUGAUUGCAUACCCGAUCCUCUCACUGUAAACGCCACAAAAAAGCAUCUCAUCGACAAAUGUUUACCAUAAACACGAAAAAAUUAGCACUCCAAACAUGUUGUGGUCAAAUCGAUUCAUUUUUAUUUUGUAAGAUCGUCAGAAAAAAAAGUCACAAUAAUGUGCCUUAAAAUUGUACCGUUUUUUUCCAUAUUGUAAAUCACAACAUGUAAUUUACUUAGAGUUAACGUUUAAAAAAAAAAAAUUGUAAAAUGAUCUGUAAUAACGUUCCGUCCAAAAGCGAUAAAAAACAGAGAAUUUUUUGUUCGUAGUUUUUAUCAAUAUGUGUGUUUUUUGAUAAGAUUUUUUUUUAUUCAAGUGAAAUAAAUCAAAAUAUUUCUGUGGAAACGACAAAAAAUAACA
Messenger RNA from Sitodiplosis mosellana (orange wheat blossom midge), 921 nucleotides. RefSeq lists its product as uncharacterized. Bases 110 to 550 code for a protein of 146 amino acids. The transcript has 3 exons. The record is from RefSeq and is a predicted model, not a curated record. NCBI's taxonomy places the organism in Eukaryota, Metazoa, Arthropoda, Insecta, Diptera, Cecidomyiidae.